AUGGUUCAUUUAGGUCCAAAAAAACCACCUGCCAGAAAGGGUUCUAUGGCUGAUAUUCCAAAGGAUUUGAUGGAUCAAAUCCACGGUUUGGAAGUCAUUUUUGGUACUACUCCAGAAAAAUUGAGAGCAGUUGUUAAGCACUUUAUUGGUGAGUUGAACAAAGGUUUGAGUAAGAAGGGUGGUAACAUUCCUAUGAUCCCAGGUUGGGUUAUGGAAUACCCAACCGGUACUGAGAAGGGUGAUUAUUUGGCCAUUGAUUUGGGUGGAACUAAUUUGAGAGUUGUUUUGAUUAGUUUGGGUGGUGACCGUACUUUUGACUCUACUCAAUCCAAGUACAGAUUACCAGAUGCUAUGAGAACCACUCAAAACCAUGAGGAACUAUGGGCUUUCAUUGCUGAUUGUUUGGAAGCUUUCAUCAUCGAACAAUUCCCAGAUGGUGUUAAAGGUAAUUUGCCAUUGGGUUUCACUUUCUCUUACCCAUGUUCUCAAAGUAAGAUUAACGAAGGUUUCUUGCAAAGAUGGACCAAGGGUUUCGAUAUUCCAAACGUCGAAGGUCGUGAUGUUGUGCCAUUGUUGCAAAAACAUUUGGAAGCUAAGAAAUUGCCAAUCAACGUUGUCGCUUUGAUCAACGAUACUACUGGUACUUUGGUCGCUUCUCUAUAUACUGAUUCUGAGACCAAGAUGGGUGUUAUCUUCGGUACUGGUGUCAACGGUGCUUACUACGAUGUCUGCAGUGGUAUCGAAAAGUUGGAAGGUAAAUUGCCAGCUGAUAUCACUCCAGAUAUGCCAAUGGCUAUUAACUGUGAAUACGGUUCUUUCGAUAACGAACACCAAGUCUUGCCAAGAACCAAGUACGAUGUUAUGGUCGAUGAAGGUUCUCCAAGACCAGGUCAACAAGCUUUCGAAAAGAUGUCUUCUGGUUACUACUUGGGUGAAUUGCUACGUCUAGUCUUGGUUGACUUGCACUCUCAAGGUUUCAUCUUCCAGGGUCAAGACUUGACCAAGUUGAACACUCCUUACAUUAUGGACACUUCUUACCCAUCCAAGAUCGAGGAUGAUCCAUUUGAGAACUUGGAAGACACUGAUGACUUGUUCAGCAAAGAUUUGGGUAUCAAGACUACUUCUCCUGAACGUAAGUUGAUCAGACGUCUAUGUGAGUUGAUCGGUACUAGAUCCGCCAGAUUGUCUGUUUGUGGUAUUGCUGCCAUCUGUCAAAAGAGAGGUUAUGAAACUGCUCACAUUGCUGCUGAUGGUUCCGUCUUCAACAAAUACCCAGGUUUCAAAGAAAGAGCCGCUGAAGGUUUGAAAGAUAUCUACGGCUGGAAGAACGUUAAGCCAAGUGAAUACCCAAUCAAGAUCGUGCCAUCUGAAGAUGGUUCUGGUGCUGGUGCCGCUAUCAUUGCCGCUCUAACCGAAAAGAGACUUGCUGCUGGUAAGUCUGUUGGUGUCCUUGAAUCUAAAUGA
Molecule: messenger RNA, 1464 nt
Organism: Torulaspora delbrueckii
Lineage: Eukaryota; Fungi; Ascomycota; Saccharomycetes; Saccharomycetales; Saccharomycetaceae
Gene: HXK2
Product: hexokinase 2
Exons: 1
Coding region: 1-1464 (487 amino acids)
Biological process (GO): glycolytic process; intracellular glucose homeostasis; glucose 6-phosphate metabolic process
Cellular component (GO): cytosol; mitochondrion
Molecular function (GO): mannokinase activity; glucokinase activity; D-glucose binding
Source: RefSeq, a predicted model, not a curated record